UGGGAAAGGGGCGUGAAAUUUUAUACUUGGUCGUGGUGAAUCAAUGAAGAAUAAAGGACGUGAACGACUGAGCAGUUCAAGGCCGCUGUGUCCUCAAGUUGCCCGCCCAACUAACACAUUUUAGAAAAGGAUCUGCUCUUUCUUUCUCUCUCUUUUCAUUUUCAUUUUGGCUUUGAGGAAUGACAACCACCGCCGAGGAUGUGAUUGCAAAAACUGAGACACUUGCACUUGACGGUGGAGUCACGGCUGAGGAGGAGGUGGCAACGGAGAUUGAACCCAAAACUGGGCUUUCCUUUCCCGUUAAACUGGACGAAGGGAAGCUGCUGACUUGUGUUGGUUUGAGGAAGAAGUCCUUGCUUGGCAUUGGCAUCAAGAUUUACGGCUUUGGGAUGUAUGCAGACGGUGGGAAGCUGAAAGAAGUUUUGAAGUCCAAGAUCGGGGAAGCCCCAGAAAAACCCACAGAAGAAAUGUAUCAAGCGGCGAUUGAUAGCGAUGUGGCGAUGACGGUGAGACUGGUGAUUGUUUUUUUCAACGUCACCAUGGGCUCUGUGAGAAAGAAUUUUGAUGAAGGGCUUGGAGCAUCCAUAAAGAAACUCAAUAGUGGAAAGAAGGAUGAUGAGCUAGCAACCAAGGUGAUGGGUGAAGCAUCAGAUGACAUGAAGCUACCAUCUGGUUCUGUAAUAGAGAUUUCUCGUCUUCCUGGACACAUUCUUGAAACCAAAGUGAAGGGUGAGCUGGUGAGCAGGGUGGAGAGUGAACUUAUCUGCAGGGCAUACAUUAACAUGUAUCUGGGAGACGAUCCCAUGGACAAAGAGGCCAAAGAAAAAUUUGGGACUUUCAUGCUUUCUCUCUUCUAAUUCGAAACUGAAACAGAUCCUGGAAUUGAAGAGAGUAAUAUCAAAGUACGUCUUGCUGCCUGAGGAGCAAUUGCUGAAUGAAAAGCACAGAUGUGGAAUUCCAAAUGUUGUCAAUUCACAAUUAUCUGUUUUCUGUACAAAUAUAAUGCAUUUGUUGAACGAAGAAACCAUAUUACGUAGCUUAAUCCUUGAGUUUCCUGUCCCAAAACACAGCCGAAUGUAGUAUGAGAGAGAAUGAUGGAAAUAAGAGUUGUGUUACUUGUGCUUGUUUAUUACAA
Molecule: messenger RNA, 1135 nt
Organism: Mangifera indica (mango)
Lineage: Eukaryota; Viridiplantae; Streptophyta; Magnoliopsida; Sapindales; Anacardiaceae
Product: chalcone isomerase-like protein 1
Exons: 4
Coding region: 180-857 (225 amino acids)
Molecular function (GO): intramolecular lyase activity
Source: RefSeq, a predicted model, not a curated record